Molecule: messenger RNA, 798 nt
Organism: Puccinia graminis f. sp. tritici CRL 75-36-700-3
Lineage: Eukaryota; Fungi; Basidiomycota; Pucciniomycetes; Pucciniales; Pucciniaceae
Exons: 9
Coding region: 1-798 (265 amino acids)
Source: RefSeq, a predicted model, not a curated record
AUGAACGGUUUAACUUGUCUUGUGCUCCUUGCACUGUCCAUGGUCACUGUGGACGCCACGAUCCAUACGAUGUGCUUCAAUUACUUUUUGCACAAGGAUGGAUGUGUCAACGGUGCAGCAGGCAGCCAAUACCGAUGUGGAGCUAAGGCCAAAUAUCAAAGCAGUCCCGUCCCAGCAUUUGGAUUGCCGCCUAAACCUAAAAAAGGACAACACCCACUGCCUCAGGGACCCCACCACAAAGUCCCCGGCCGCCAAGGACCCGGCUACCAAAACGUCCCCGGGCGCCAAGGAAACCACCACAACGUCCCCGGGCGCCAUGGACAGCCAGGACACCACCCCAAGCAGGGACACCAUCCUCAGAAUCAGGGACAUCACACGAAGCCUCCGCUGGAGCGCCGAUACGACACCCAUAUAGAUAUCCCGAAGAUGAAUACUGGGCAUGGUAUCUGUGGAUAUUACGACACCAACAAAGUGGAUGGAGUAUGUCUGUGGAGCGGACCGGAGCAAACUAACCCCACCUUCGAAUCGGCCGGAUGGUUAAAUAGCCGCAAGGACUCCAACUGCCGCAAACAAGUAUACAUCCAAAGACGCAAUGACCCAAAGACCGUUCAUUACGUCCCAGUUCUUGAUGUCACCGAAGAACAAGGCUGCUUUGAAAUCGGAGUCACACGAUCGCUUGCCGCGAAGCUCGCAAUCUUCCCAAACGAAACCACUCCUCACUCCAACUUCCUUUAUGGCGGUUUCACAUGGGACUUCAACAACCCCACUGGGAGCCAAUCUUCAGCAGGCCCCGUCUAA